AUGCUUGUGCAGCAUAGAGGGAUGGAGGGGAAGAAACCAGAAGGUUUGUCGGGUGAAGUAACGAAUCAGCAUCCAUAUAAAAACAUGGAUUUUCCUGAAGUAAACAAGAAAUUACUUGGUGAACUUGAAGAAAUGGGUUUCCCAUUGGCUCGAGCAACGAGAGCACUUCAUUAUUCCGGUAACUCUAGUUUACUGGAUGCUAUUAGUUGGAUUGUUGAUCAUGAGGAUGACCCUGAAAUUGAUCAAAUGCCCUUGGUUCCAUUAAGAAUUGAAAUUGAGGGUUCCGACUCUUCUUCUUCUGUAUCACAAGAAGUAAAGCUAAAAGCACAAAAACUAAGAGAUAAAGCACGCAAAAGGAACAAGGAGGAAAAUAUGAAACUUGAACCAAGUAGAGAGAAGGAAAGAAUUCGGGCAGGAAAAGAACUUCAAGAGGCAAAGAGAAUUGCAGACGAAAACGAAAGAAAACGUUCUAUAGCCUUGAGGAAAGCAGAAAAAGAAGAAGAAAAUAGAGCACGUGAAAGAAUUCGUCAGAAACUACACCAAGACAAGGUGGAAAGAAGAGGGGGAAUCCAAAGUCAUGCAUCUCUUAAAACCACCAUACCUGUGGUGCAAGAAAAUAAGAUAUCGCCUGUUAUUACUUCUACUAGAAUCAGUGUUAAUUCAACAACAAAGAUGGAUCUCAUGAGAGACUGUUUAAGGUCCCUCAGGCGAAACAAUAAGGAAAAUGAUAUGAAAGUGAAGAGAGCUUUUGAGACUCUUUUAAUUUAUGUCAGAAAUGUUGCAAGAAAUCCCAAUGAGGAUAAAUUCAGGAAGAUCCGAUUGAGUAAUCCAGCUUUUAAGGAAAGAGUUGGGAUAUUUGAAGAAGGGGUUAAGUUUCUUGAGGUUUGUGGGUUUAAAAGAGCUGAAGGCGUCUGCUAUAACAAAUCCAUAUUUUGGACUUUUAUCAACCCAAAAAUAAUCAUGACACAUUCCACGGUGUCACACAUCCUUGGGGGCUACAUUUGGUCAAUCAAAGAAUUAAGAAAUGUAGGAGAAAUGCAUCAAAUAUGUAGUACUCAUUUAUGAGGAACAUUGUUUAUGCUUGUAUUUGCUCUGCUGUUUUGUCCAAUCAUUGUUAAAGAAGAGCCACAAGUGCAUAAACAUAAAUAAAAAUACAAGAAAAUUUAGUUG
Molecule: messenger RNA, 1170 nt
Organism: Lactuca saligna
Lineage: Eukaryota; Viridiplantae; Streptophyta; Magnoliopsida; Asterales; Asteraceae
Source: the annotation of a GenBank genome assembly